AUGAUUCUGUCGAAAGCGUCUUCACUGCGACCAACUCUGGCCAAUGAGUUGGUGUUGCGGUCGGCUAUGCGUUGGAUGUCUGGAGCGGGCGGUCACGCGGGACACCAACCAAACCCGGGUCUGUGGCAGAAGGUGUUCCUCUUGGUGUGCAUCCCUGCCAUCGGUCUGUCGGGUCUGAACACAUACCUCGUGGAGAAGGAACAUCACGAGCACUUCCAUCGCCCGGAGUUCAAGCCAUACGAAUACAUGCGGAUCCGCACGAAGCCCUUCCCGUGGGGUGACGGCCAACGCACUCUCUUCCAUAACCCCAAAGUCAAUCCAUUGCCCGACGGCUGGGAGGAGUUGCCCGAAGACCCCCACAACAAGCAUUAA
Oppiella nova is the source of this 372-nucleotide messenger RNA. The record is from the annotation of a GenBank genome assembly. Lineage: Eukaryota; Metazoa; Arthropoda; Arachnida; Sarcoptiformes; Oppiidae.